Darwinula stevensoni is the source of this 741-nucleotide messenger RNA. NCBI's taxonomy places the organism in Eukaryota, Metazoa, Arthropoda, Ostracoda, Podocopida, Darwinulidae. The record is from the annotation of a GenBank genome assembly.
AUGCCCACUCUCACGCUCUUCACACUCACCGUGAUGCUGCCCAAUGUGACGGCGGGAACCGAGAACGCGACCGACUGGACGUGCACGGCGUGCGAGUGCGAGUCUGACAGGCUGGCGUGCACCACGCCGGACACCCUGGAUGCAACCCCGCUUGCCCCAGUGCCCGAGGGUGUCACUGAAAUGGAAAUCCGGGACCAGAGAGACCUCGUGACCCUGGACGAUGGCGUGCUGUCUGCCUAUACAAACCUGGAGAAACUGAUUCUCACGGAUUCGGGUCUUCGGAGUCUCGGCAACGACACCUUUGCCGGAAAUCUCCUUCUCCGCCAUUUGGAACUGCGUGGGAAUCCACUGGAAUGCGUCUGCUCGAAUUCCUGGAUCCUCCAAAGGAACACCCGUCGUCAGGGCUCUUUCCAGGGACGCGCCGUCGAGGGAGGGAAGACUUGCCAGAUCCUGGACAGCAUCUGCGCCGUGCCUGAGGUGAAGGUGCAUCCGGAGGUGAUCUCGGUGAAGGAGGGCGAGGCCUUCGAGGUCAACUGCUCCGCCGUGGGGAAACCCGUUCCUCAGCUGGCUUGGAUAUGGGGAGUGGAAGACGCGAAGAGGAAAGCGGAGGAAAAUCUGGUGGGAGAAUCCCUAACAAUUCGCAUCCCUUCGGCCCGAUGGAAGGACCACGGACAGAACCUGACAUGCGUGGCCACCAAUGACGCGGGCCGAAGUCAGGCUCAUCUCACUCUCAAUAUCUCC